AUAUAGAUCUAGCUUAAAGCAGUCAAUAAUACAUUAAGGAAGUACAGCAAAUACAAUACGGUUUAUAAAGUUAAUGGAACAUACAUGAUUAUCGAGUUUACCGUGACAAAUCGAUAGACUUGUGAUCAUCAUACAAGACUUUUGAAAGACAUGGAAGGGAGUAACGACCAUUUUGACAUUGUUAUAUCUUUCGACUCAACAUAUUCAAUGUACAGUUGUCUAGACAACGUGAAGAGCAAAAUGCAUGGAAUGAUUAGAUUACUUAAAUCUAAAAUACCUGACAUACGUAUGGGAGUAAUAGCUCACGGUGACUAUGAUACCGACUUAUAUCUGAUCAAAUAUGAAGAUCUAACAUCAGAUGCAGAUACACUCUGCUCAUUUGUCAGUGCUGCUGGUUGUAACAGAGGAUCAACAAUGGACGAGUGUUAUGAAUUAGCCCUACAUUACAGUCGAACAAAAAUGUCUUGGCGUGUCAACAGUUCCAGGACCCUUGUUUUGAUCGGAGACUGCCGACCGCACGAAGCCGCUGACUAUCAGAAUAAACAAAACAUAGACUGGGAACAGGAAAUAACACUACUUCGAGAUAUGAAUGUAAAAAUAAACGCAGUGCAAUGCCAGAACAGAACCUAUGCAGAUUCGUUCUACCAGAAGAUAGCGUCAACAACAUUUGGGCAUUAUGUGUCCCUGAAUGACAUUAGGAGGAUUGAAGAAGUGUUAAUAUCUAUCUGCUAUAGGGAAGCUGGGCUUGGAAUGGAAACAACUGUGCCCCCCGUUCUUCCAUCAUCAUUCAUCCAACCAAAUCCAUCGGCAUUAACACCCAUGUGUACAGAUACACGAGCGGAGACUACAAUGCAAGACAACUCUGAUUUCGAUUCCGAGUCCGACAGCGAUGACCAAUCUGAUAAUGGUAUGUCUUGUCCAAUGUGUAAUACUGUGAAGCCACCGAAUGAAUUUCCAUCAACCACUGCUAGUGAAGAUUGUGAACAUGCACUGCUUGAAUGUCUCAGGUGUGUUGUAAAGCAUAUAACCGAGGAAGGAACUUGCCCAGAUGAAAAUUGCAACGUCCACAUCGACUCAGAUUGCCAAAUGGUUCAAUUUUUCCAGGCUAAACUUGAUAGGCUUUUCGUAGACUACAGUAAGGUAUUGGAACAACGUACUAAAUUGCUAAAACCUGGCGGCGAUUUAAUCAGCAUAUCAACUAUCAACGGCGACACAGAAUGGUUUCCAUUCCGACCAUAUAUGAGAAUUGGUGAUCUGAAACAGGAAAUUAGUGAAAAACUAGGUGUGAGAGUAGAAGAACAGCGAUUGAUAUACAAUGACACAAAUUUGAAGACUGAUGCCAAGUUGUCUGACUACAACAUUCCCAGUAAUUCAAAUAUUUCCUUGAUUAUGCCACUAUACUGUAUUCCGGAACACUUGGACCACGUGGUGUUUGACCUGUCCUGGGAAUUCCCCCCUGUGAAUCCAGAUUUCCUCGAUGCUACCUGCAUGGCCUUCAGAAAGGAUGAGUUUGUUCAGGUCAUCGACUGGACACAUUCUUCAAAUAAAUACUAUCUGAGCAAUUCGAUAAAACACUCGGAGAAAAAUCUUACUGAUCCCGGGGCAAAGACUGGACAUCAGACGAUCCAUGUUCAUUUGAAAAGCGUACCUGGGAAUAUAACUCAUCUGUACUUCACGCUAAGUUCAUGGCGGUCACCAAACCUGUCCGAGUUCAGAAACCCUUCAUUGAAAUUUUAUGAAGCAUCUAGCGAAAACGUUAAUUUGUGUGAAACCACAUUUGGGCAUGCUUUAAGUUCACAAGCUGUCAUCAUGUGCUCGGUUGUUCGUGCAGGAACAAAAUGGCAAAUAUUUGAGUGUGGUGCUGGUAGUCUGGUAGCUGGAAACGCGAAGUGUUACAACCCCAUUCGAGCAAGAAUUGCAGAACUAAUACAAAAUGAGCUAUAGAUAGUGCUGUCGCUGGUGUGUUGCGCCACUUAUUCAGUGACGUGUUUUCUUGGACAAUAAUUUUAUGUACAAUCUUUCAACAAUCAUGAAUCGUAGAAUGUCUUUAAGUAAUUUACGUUUCUGAAUUAUAAAGUAAGAUAUGCCAUAUUCUGUAAUUUUGUUUCUGUUGGAUUCAACGUCAAAUCGACGUUACCUUUUUUGUAUAAAUGUACACUUAGCAGACCGCAUGUGCCAUUGUGGCGUCAUUACAGGCAUGAACGAUUACUUGGAAAGAACCGAUACAGCCUUACUUAGAGGAAACACGCUGGCAUUGCAGGUACAGACGAACUCAAGGUUAGAACCCAAGACCGCCUGCAAGCCACGUUGAUGACUCCCUCAAGAUAUAUAUAUGCCAUGCGGGUCAUAAGUAAAGAUGCAACAACGGGUAUUCAGUUGUACCUGAAGGCAUUCUUUAAUACGGGCCGGUAUAUCAAUUAAGUAUACGUUUAGGUAUAUAAUUAUACGUGUUGGUAUAAUGGUACCUGCCUUUUCAGUUUUACACCUACACGUACUUACCAAGUAUUUACCAAAAGUAUAUACACGUAAAAAGUAGUUAUCUGCGUACAUUCCUGAUUUCUACCUAUGGGUAAAAAGUUAACCCUGCAGGUGCGAUUUAUAAAUGCAAGUACAGAAAUAUAGAUGCAGGUAUGUUAUAUGCAGAUAUGUUAUAGUUUAUACCAGCCGGUAUAUAUUUGUACCUACAGGAAUAAAAUUUAACAUGCAAGUAUAAUUUUAUUACUGCCUGAUGUAUCUCUUCAAUUUUGACCCAAAUAGUUAGCAGUACUCAUUUGAGUGAAAUAUGUUUAUCUUCUGUAACGCUUGAACCUACACAAACUGGGGCACAAUUCGACGAAAUUGUCCACUUGGAAAUGAACAUAUUUUGCAAGCAGAUGUUUAUUGUUUACACAUAUUAUAUGAUAAUACUUUGAACCUUUAAACCUUUCAAAACACACACAGGGACAUUUUAUCCAACUUAACAACUGUUUUAUACUUCUCUGUAGUCGCUGCAUUAAUGGUUUUAGUUACCCAGCGCGCAUUAAUAACAAAAAUUGCGAAAAUUUACAAACUUCUAUUUUUGUAGCAAUUUAAACAUUAUAAGGAGGUUAUGGGGGUAUCCUUAUAAGGGGAGUGCACCAGGAGUGGUGGAAGCUACAAGACAACAACAACAAUGGAUAUUAAAAUCAGACGAAAGAUGAACAUGUGCUGUAUUUGCAAUUCACUGUCUUUGAAACGGAUUGAGAUACACCAAUGCAACAUGGGUGUUCAUUCUUAUGUGUCCUGUACUGUGAAUACGUUCGAUAAUUAACUUCAUUUCUUGUUUGAUUGUUGUUCUAGCUAUGUUCAUCUCUACAUAUUCUGAACUGUGUAAAUAUUAUUAAAGCUAUUAUAUGUAUAUGUCGAUUUGCA
Molecule: messenger RNA, 3390 nt
Organism: Mercenaria mercenaria
Lineage: Eukaryota; Metazoa; Mollusca; Bivalvia; Venerida; Veneridae
Exons: 8
Coding region: 151-1944 (597 amino acids)
Molecular function (GO): protein binding
Source: RefSeq, a predicted model, not a curated record